AUGGAACAAUCGCUAGAAGAAGAUCGACGUAGGGAGGAGGAGGAAGCCGCGGCGCGUCAAAAGCGAACCCGGAAAUACAUCCAUCGUGACAGGGAGCAAGCCGCCGCAAGGUUGGUACGCGAUUACUUCUCUAACAACCCGAGAUGGGAUGAUACCUACUUCCGUCGUCGUUUCCGUAUGUCACGCCCGCUAUUUUUGCAUAUCGCAAAUACAUUGGCGGCCCGGGAAGAGUACUUCCAAGAAGGUUUCGACGCUACUGGCCGUCCCAGUCACACGACGCUCCAGAAAUGUACUGCAGCAAUCCGUCAGCUUGCUACUGGACAAACGACGGAUUUGUUCGACGAAUACCUACACGUCGGAGAAACCACUGGGAGACUUUGUUUGAUGAACUUCUGCAAAAGCGUCCGAGCAGCCUUCACCGACGAAUUUCUGAAGAAGCCAAACACCGCGGAUUGCCAGUUUCUGCUCCAACUUCACGAACAAGCACACGGGUUUCCCGGGAUGCUCGGGAGCGUCGAUUGCAUGCAUUGGCAAUGGAAGAAUUACCCAACGGCGUUGAGAGGGUCAUACACGAGCGGCCACAAAGGACCUCAGGCGGGAAAUUGGUUCGACCAUGAGACCGCGGGAAGCUCUACCGCAAGUAGUCCGCCUCGCAGUGGAUUGCAUCCGUCUUUGGAAGAGCGGAUGUGUAUUCGGGCUAGGACACAUGAUUCUACCGCCCACGGCCAACUUCAGGAGGAUCUAAUGGAGCACAUUUGGGCAAAAUUUGGCAACGAGUAG
Molecule: messenger RNA, 780 nt
Organism: Salvia hispanica
Lineage: Eukaryota; Viridiplantae; Streptophyta; Magnoliopsida; Lamiales; Lamiaceae
Source: RefSeq, a predicted model, not a curated record